AUGAUCACAUCUAAAUUGCCAAAAGACGUUGUAGUUCAACUUAAAAUCCAAAAGAAGAGAGACGAAACGUGGACAGUAACUACAUUACUUGAGCAACUAGAGGGAUACAUCAACGCAAGAGAGUCAGCGGAGAGAAUAUUCAACCCACCAACUCUAACUACACCACUUAGUGGACCACAUAUUAAUUCUACUACAAGAGACAUACCUAGAAAUGGUGGCAGCAAUGCAUCAUUAAAUUACAACUUCCCACCCCCAAAGAAGCCCAUCUUUGCUUCAGAAACUCUACUACACGCACAGAAAGCCAGCUCAUCACCUAGUAGGCCACGUAAGGCAUGUGUUUACUGCAACAAAGAACAUUGGUCGGAUGAGUGUAAUGUUUACAAAACAGUAGAGGAGAGAAAAGCCAAAAUUAAGGGGAGAUGUUACAACUGUCUUAGCAACAAACACAUGUUACGCGAAUGUCAAAUGGAGAAAGCCUGCUACUACUGUAAGAAGAAAAAGAAUCAUCACAGAAGCCUAUGUCCUACAACAUUUUCAUCAAAAGGACACAAAGAAGUUAUCGCAAUAGCAUCAGAAGACACUCAUUUUACUACAAACAGUGAUGCGCAAGCACCUGUCAACACUGAAUGUGCUACACUAGCACCUGAGAACUCUGUAGUCAUGCAAACCGCUACAGCAACUGUCACAAAUCCAUGUGAAGAAAGUACACAAGAAACUGCACAAAUACUCUUAGACUCUGGAAGCUAUAGGUCAUAUAUAACUACAGACCUCGCAAUGAAAUUAAAGCUACAACUAGGAAAGAUAGAAAAGAUAAGGCUUGUCACUUUCGGACAAACACAGAGUCAAGUUAUCAACACACCAACUACUAAUUUAGACUUGCCACUUAAAGAUGGAACAACACUUCAUUUAACUGUAAACGUAGUACCAAAGAUCACUGGAGAAGUACAUAGACACCCAAUUGGCUCACAAGCACUCAACAGCCAUUUACUGAAGAAUAUAGAACUUGCAGAUAAGCUACCACUUGAAAGACAAACAUCAAACAUUGAUUUACUGAUCGGAAAUGACUAUUAUUUAGACAUAAUAGAACCAAUGAGAGUUCAACUWCAGCCAGGCUUAUACUUACUUGCAUCAGGACUUGGAUGGAUUCUAACAGGAAGGACUUCGUCGGAGAGCUCAACUACAAGUAACUCAAAGCAAACAGCACUACUUGUUCUACCCUCAUUUGGACAAGAUAAGUUGAUGAACAAUGAACUGUAUGAUACUGAUGAUAGUUCACUACCUAUAAAACCACGAAUUGAAGAAUUUUGGAACCUCGAAACUAUCGGAAUAAAAGACUCGCCCACUGUAACUGACGAUGAAAUUGCAAUCGAUAACUUCAACGAUACCAUCAAAUAUGAGGAUCAACGUUACUAUGUCACUUGGCCGUGGAAAGAGAAUGCUUCAACUUUACCUGAUAACUAUGGUCUGUCCUUAGGAAGGCUUAAAACAUUGACACGAAAACUGAAACAGCAUCCAGAUUUACUGAAACAAUAUGAUUCCAUCAUCAAAGAACAACUUGACAAAGGAGUAAUUGAAAAAGCGCCUCCUGACUGCAACAAAGAAACACAGCAACAUUAUAUCCCACACCAMCCUAUUAUAACGCCAACGAAAACUACAACAAAGGUCAGAAUUGUCUAUGAUGCGUCUGCAAAAACUAACGACAAAAACACUAGCUUGAAUGAAUGUCUUUAUCGAGGUCCAGUUUUACUCGAAAACUUAACUGGACUUCUGAUUAGACUACGUUGCAAGAAGAUAGGAAUUGUCAGCGACAUUGAAAAAGCUUUUCUACAAGUAGGAUUGCAAGAAGACGACAGAGAUGUAACAAGAUUUCUUUGGCUGUCAGAUUUAAAUAAACUUGAUAACAUUAACGAAAACAUUCAAGUCUAUCGAUUUACAAGACUUCCGUUCGGAGUUAUUUCUAGCCCAUUUCUACUUGCAAGCACUAUUGCAUUUCAUUUAAACAGYCACAUGUCAGACACUGCAAAGAAGAUCAGAGAGGAUCUGUAUGUUGACAAUGUUAUCAGCGGAACAGACACACUUCAAGAAGCUAAAGAAUUCUAUGAUGAAAGUAAAAUGAUUUUCAACGAAGCAUCCAUGAAUCUGCGAGAAUUCGCAUCAAACUCAGAAGAAUUCAAUUCUUACGUCAAAGAAGAAGACAAAAUGAAAGGAAACACUACAACAAUUAAAGUUCUAGGAAUGAUGUGGAACUUAAAGAAGGACACUAUUGGAACUUGUCACGUGACUAACUCAGCACCUACUGCAAAGAGAGGAAUUCUACAAACAGUUUCAUCUGUUUAUGAUCCAUUAGGACUUUUUACACCAAUAACUUUGACUUCAAAGCUCCUUGUACAGGAAUUAUGGUGUAAAGGAAUCAAAUGGGAUCAAGAGCUAACACUGACGCAUCGAAGAAGGCCUACGCAGCAGCUGUAUACUUACUUGUCACCACUGACACAACAUGUGAAGUAA
Molecule: messenger RNA, 2505 nt
Organism: Exaiptasia diaphana
Lineage: Eukaryota; Metazoa; Cnidaria; Anthozoa; Actiniaria; Aiptasiidae
Exons: 1
Coding region: 1-2505 (834 amino acids)
Molecular function (GO): zinc ion binding; nucleic acid binding
Source: RefSeq, a predicted model, not a curated record